AGCGUCCCGGUAUCGCGAACCCCUGCAAUUUUUCAGAAAGUUGCAAACUCUCAAUAUCAAAAGAAAAGAUAAAAAAAAAAACACGAUUUAAUCAAUCCAUUCACUGGCUGAAUCUGGCCUCGGAUUAGCCAAUUCUUCACAAUGCCACGAAUACCACAAUUAACACGAUUAAAGGGGCUAUCCAACCUACCUACUUCGAUAUCCCACUCUCCGAUAAUACCAUUCGCCGGCGAACGUUGUACGUCUUGCCAGACCAUCACAAUCUCAUCUCGGAGAUCUAUACCAACAAGAUUCCGGUCAUCUGCAUUCAUACGAUUGUACUCGUCAGAGAAGCAAUCUACUUCAUUAAGUCGUGGUAAUGAGGAUAUAGAAGUGUCAGAAGAUGACUUGCCGCAACAAUGGCAAACAUCCGCCAUGCCACCCCCACGUAGCUACGCCGAGAGACCCGACGAAGUAUUAGACACCGCGUACGUGCCCGCGUUGACCUCCGAAGGCUUGGAAUCAGUCGGAGGAGUAGAAAAUUGGUGGGAGAAAGAGGCACAUUGGCCCAAAUCAGCCGACUUUGUCGGUUUCAAAUCACCGAACAAGGUGACUGAUCCUGCAGUCAUAGAAACUUCCAUCCGACAAGCUGUUGUAGAGGCGUUUACGCUGUCGCAGGCAGGUCGAAUCGCCGACCUAACGAGAGCAUGGCCAACAACGGAGCAAGAAUAUCUUCGUCGGCUCCUAGAGGUAGACAUCCGCCUUACGGAGAAUGGUGGCGUGUCGCUCGGUAGCAAUUCUCAUGUGGUGUUGGAAUAUUUUGACUCGCAAAACAAGCCUAGCGAAAGUAGCAAUUCCACAACUGAGGAACCGGUGUCAGAGGGCCUGCAAAAUGAACCGGUGCUCUCAGCUGAGGAAGCUCAGGUAUUCAGAGGGGUAUGGGGUGAUAACUGGAAAUCUAUCCCUCUAUCGGAUCGCCAAAUCAAGUUUGCUGUAAGUUCCAAACUCUCCAAACUCCACUCACUUUGAAGGUGCCUUGGCUCCUUAAAUGGAAAUGAAAGAAAGAAAGGAGGAACUAACGGUAAUGCUACUAGGUCACAAAGCGAGUUUUUCAACU
This is a messenger RNA of Hypoxylon trugodes, 1096 nucleotides long. RefSeq lists its product as uncharacterized. The coding region runs from base 142 to 1008 and encodes 288 amino acids. The transcript has a single exon. The record is from RefSeq and is a predicted model, not a curated record. NCBI's taxonomy places the organism in Eukaryota, Fungi, Ascomycota, Sordariomycetes, Xylariales, Hypoxylaceae.